AUGGAGCGUUCUACGCUUUACUUUUCAAUCAUAAUCAUAUUGAUAUUAAAUACAAUAAGUGUUGCUCUUGAAACUCGAAAAGGAAUAAUCAAUGGUCGAAAAACAACAUAUUCAAUGGAAUAUCUCGGAAUUCAAUAUGCCAAAACUAAUCGAUGGCAACCACCAAUUGAUCUUUCCUUGGACAUGUAUCCAAAUGGUUCAUUUGACGCCACAUCAUUCGGUCCAUGUUGUUUGCAAAGACUCAUUCUUGUCUGGGUACACGGAGGUGGUUUACGGUCUGGUUGUUCUUCCCAAAGUAUUCCAUUAUUGUACAAUGGAACGAAUAUCAUCGCGAAUUCGCCUCGGCAGUCAAUAGUCGUUGUAACAAUUAACUAUCGAUUAGGUGUGUUGGGUGAUUUGUAUUUAAAAGAAUUAAAUGAAGAAAAUCGAACUGAAUGGCCAACUUCUGGAAAUUAUUUUCUUCAAGAUAUUUUAUCCGCUCUACGUUGGAUUAAAGUGAAUAUUCGUGACUUUGGAGGCGAUAAAGAUAAUGUACUUCUAUUCGGAGAAAGUUCAGGUGCGAAUGCAGUUGUUGAUCUUGGCGCUGUGAAAGGAUCAUCAAAUCUGUAUCAACAUGUGAUUUCUCAGUCAGGUGGUUCAGGUAAUUAUUUAUAUUAUACAAAUAUGAGUAAUGCCCUCAAUUUAUCAAAUGAAAUUGUUCAAAAUGUUAAUUGUUCGAAUAAUGAUAGUCAAAUGAAACUUGAUUGUUUACGCAAAGUUUCGUUCGAAGAUUUGGAUAGUGCAUAUGGUCAUCGUCAAACAAAACCGGUGAUUGAUGAUUACUUUUUUCCAUUUUAUCCACCUUUAGCAAUUGAAAAUGGAAAUUAUAAUGAAAAUUUAAGUUUAAUUUUCGGAAAUAAUAAUGAUGAAAAUGCAUUUUGUUUUGUAUUUCCUCAAAUGAAUUCAACUGAGUUAAAUACAUUAUUAGUUUCAUCGAUGGGUCAAAAAUGGGUACCAGUUGUUACCAAUUCGUAUCGAGUUAAUAAAUGCUCAUCAAAUCAAAACUCAACUAAUCGUUGUUGUGAUUUAUUCAAUUCAAUUGUAACAGAUAAAAUGUUUGAUUGUAACGUACGUCGAAUCUAUCGAAAUUCAUAUUUGAAAUCGAAUAAAAAGCCAAAUGUAUUCUGGUAUCAUUUGAAUUGCAAUCCAGGAAUUUGUCCUCAAUCUUCACUUGAACAAGGCGCGGGUAUUUGUACUCAUACGUCUGAAAUUCCGUUCGUUUUUGGAACGAUAAGUAGUUACGAAUCAUCGAAUUCUCUCAAUUGCACUUGGGAUAAUCAAUCACGGAUAUUUUCGAAUCAGAUCAUUCAGCAUUGGGUUAGUAUAGCAAAAGAUGGAAAACCGUUAUCAUCAUGGUCAGUUUAUGAUUUUUCAGCACCGAAAUAUUUUUAUAUAACACCUUUCCAAGAAUUCGCGUCAGUUUUGUGGGCUGGAAACUGUGACAUAUUUGACCAAAUUGAACGGGAAGGUGUCCAUGAAUUAUUUGGAAAUCAGUCGAAUCAUAUAAAAACAUCUUUGGUAUUAUAUAUUUUAUCAUUAUUUGUUUUCAUGAGAUUUUCAUAG
Adineta ricciae is the source of this 1602-nucleotide messenger RNA. The record is from the annotation of a GenBank genome assembly. NCBI's taxonomy places the organism in Eukaryota, Metazoa, Rotifera, Eurotatoria, Adinetida, Adinetidae.